Messenger RNA from Glycine soja, 1718 nucleotides. Its product is annotated as serine--tRNA ligase-like. Gene Ontology annotation, cellular component: cytosol. The transcript is spliced from 9 exons. The record is from RefSeq and is a predicted model, not a curated record. The coding region runs from base 64 to 1407 and encodes 447 amino acids. Gene Ontology annotation, biological process: seryl-tRNA aminoacylation. Gene Ontology annotation, molecular function: tRNA binding; ATP binding; serine-tRNA ligase activity. Lineage: Eukaryota; Viridiplantae; Streptophyta; Magnoliopsida; Fabales; Fabaceae.
CUUCCCUCAUUCUUAGAUUCAGUCGUUGCACAAGUGAGGGAGGUUGAAGGCGGCGUGAGAAGCAUGUUGGACAUCAACCUAUUCAGAGAGGAGAAGGGCCACAACCCUGAAUUCAUCCGCGAAUCCCAGCGCCGUCGUUUCGCCAGCGUCGAAGUCGUCGACGAGGUCAUCAAUCUCGACAAAGAAUGGCGAAAGCGUCAAUUCGAGUUGGAGAAUCUCCGCAAAGAAUUUAACAAGAUCAACAAGGAAGUCUCCAAACUCAAGCGUGCUGGCGAGGAUGCAACUAAGUUCAUCAGUGAAUCAGAGGAAACCAAGAAAUCGAUAGGGGAGAAAGAGGUUGAAGUUCGGGAAACUCUGAAUCUCUUGAAUUCCAAGUUGGAAACUAUUGGAAACCUCGUCCACGAUUCCGUUCCAAUUAGCCAGGAUGAGGCCAACAAUGUUGUCGUUAGAUCGUGGGGAGAGAAGAGAGUGGAGCCUAAGCUGAAGAAUCAUGUGGAUCUAGUUGAGCUUCUCGGGAUAGCAGAUACAAAGAAAGGAGCUGAUGUAGCUGGAGGUAGAGGUUUCUAUCUCAAAGGAGAUGGUGUUCGUCUUAAUCAAGCUCUAAUAAACUUUGGGCUUGAUUUUUUGGAAAAAAGGGAGUAUACUUUAUUGCAUACUCCUUUCUUCAUGAGAAAAGAUAUAAUGUCAAAGUGUGCUCAACUAGCCCAAUUUGAUGAAGAACUUUAUAAGGUAACUGGUGAAGGAGAUGACAAAUAUCUGAUUGCAACAGCUGAGCAGCCACUCUGUGCAUAUCAUUUAGAUGAUUGGAUCCACCCUACCCAGCUACCAUUAAGAUAUGCUGGAUAUUCAUCAUGCUUUCGUAAAGAAGCUGGAUCUCAUGGUCGAGACACUCUAGGAAUAUUCCGAGUCCACCAAUUUGAGAAAGUGGAGCAGUUUUGCCUCACUAGCCCAAAUGACAAUGAUUCAUGGGACAUGCAUGAGGAAAUGCUGAAGAACUCUGAAGAUUUCUACAAAGCGUUAAACCUUCCCUAUCAAGUUGUUUCCAUUGUAUCUGGUGCUUUGAAUGAUGCUGCAGCAAAGAAGUAUGAUCUAGAAGCAUGGUUUCCAGCCUCUCAAGCUUACAGAGAGCUAGUGUCCUGUUCAAACUGUACAGACUAUCAGGCCAGAAGAUUAGAAAUUCGAUAUGGUCAGAAAAAGAGCAAUGAGCAAAUGAAGCAAUAUGUUCACUUGUUGAACUCUACUCUAACGGCUACUGAGAGGACCAUUUGCUGCAUACUAGAGAACAACCAGAAGGAAGAUGGGGUAGAGAUACCAGAAGCCCUCAGGCCAUUCAUGGGUGGAAAGACUUUCCUACCUUUCAAGAACCAACCAUCUAAUGAAGCCAAAGGGAAGAAAUCGAAGGCCUAAUUGCAUUUUAAGUCAGUGAUAUUUAUGAAGAGUUUGUUCAGAGUUGUAGGUUAUGAUGACCCCGAUAUUAUCCACCACACACUGUUUCCCUUUCUCACUAAAUAGUAAAAUGAUUUUUAGGAGCACGCACCAUUUUUGGUCAAAGUACACAGCAUGACAUUUUCUGUAAUUCAUUACUCUAAAAAAUUUGUGCUUUUUUAAUUGCAUUUUGGUGCUUUUAUCCAUUGCGAAAUGAUUAACAAUAUAGAUCAGAUGUCCUAGUUUUGCUUGAAAGGAUGAAACACGUCAAGAUGUUUUAUUUUUGUUGCUUA